AUGGUCAGAGCGAAGGUUGUCCUUCAAGACUACACCGUGAGGAACAUGCUCCUUCACUUGUUUCCCAUCGAGGGGAAGAAAACGGCAUUGGCCAAGUCACAGCAGAUCAAGUCGAUCAUCGAGUCGGUGUCGGAUGGCAACAAUGACAUUGUUCAGGUUUUCAAGGACUUCACUCAGGUGUUCACAAGCGACGGCGAAAAGAGUGAGCCGUUGGGAGCUCGCUUUGCCAAAGUGCUUUUGUCGGGGUUGGGUACUGACUGGGCGGCUUCGGUGUUGGAAUUCUUCGCUCCGAACUAUUUGUUGUUGCUAGCAUUGGUUGCGGAGUUCGCCGCAGCUGCCAUGCGGUUCGUUCGGCUUUCUGAUGGCAAUGACGGUCUCAAAGGUAUUGCGAAAAGCGCUGCGGCAAUUAAUGUUUUGGAAGGUGAACUGAGACAUCUCUUCUCGUACCGAGACACAGCUGGCAACAUCAGAGAGCCAUUCGCGUUGUCGGAUAAGUACACUGCUGGUUUCGUGCAAACGCUGUACCGCGGGUAUGAUUUCACAGGUGCGGGCCAGGCCUAUGUGCGAGACGGACGGCUUGUUUUUUACAAGCAGAAGGCCAGCGGCCAGCAGGUGAGUUUCAUGCUAUGCACAUUCGCUUCGACGAGUCAAGUGGAGCAACAUUUUAGCUUCCUUCAAAUGUUCUCCUCUGCUCGCAAAAGCUCCACUUCCGCCACAAACUUGCUGCACUUGAUGAAAUGCAGACUUGAUGGCCCUCGGCCAGAAGAUGUGGCAUAUCGGGCAGUGGUUGAUGGCUCCACCAAAGUCGUUGGCACAGUGCGAUGCGAGGCCAUACAGGCGUCAUAUGAAGCGCUUCACGGGGUCGCCUCGAAAGGCUCCUCAAAGGAUGGGCUCCCAAGGCGCGCGACCAAGCGGAGCCGAGAUGAUCCUGGAUCCGCUGCUGCGCAGAAGCGGCGUCGAGAAGCGCAGAUCCGAGACAGCGCGGCUGCUGAGGUGGAGGUCAGUGGGGUCGAUGCUGAGAAGAGGGCCGAGCUCGCGGAGUUGGAGUCGAUCACACUGAAGAAUGCCCGGUCAAGGUUUGGCAAGAGGCAGGAGAGCUACCAGAACACGCUUCAACAGUAUGCUAACGCAAAGCGAAAACUUGCAUCGGAAGACAUGUCGCCUCCAAAUCCGGAGUCGGAAGCAGGGAGGAAGCUGGCAGCUCACUGGGCUGAGUUGGCUAACACAGCCAAGAUGAAGGAGCUCGAGCAGCGAUCUUUGAGCCUCAACAUCGAGAAGCCCUCGCUGCCGGUCGAAACUGUCGUAGUGGCAACUUGUCCAGCUGCAGAGGCUCAAGUUCAUGCCGUUCGUGGAGUCUUUAAACUGUGGCCCCCGCGAUCUGCAGACUGUGUGGCUCUGGCCACUGAGUUGCUUCAGAGUCGGACUCCGCUGGUGUGGCUGUGCAGCGAUGGUGAUGAGGAACAAGCAAUGUUUUACCCAGAUAAUGAUUACAGCACAUUUACAUCCUGCGCUCGGCUGCUCGGAGGCUUUGUCGCAACAAUGUACUGGCUUCGCUUGGCUGUUUCGGAAGACCGUAUGCUGCAGCCAACUGUUCGACUGAAGCGAGGGAUGGACUGCCCACACGAGCUGCACUUCGACAAGACUAUGGAGCAGGAAGCCACCUCAGCAGCCAGAGGCAUGGCCAUUGCAUAUCGAGCGGCCAUAGACGCGUCCGUGCCGAUCAAAUGGGUUGUGAGGAAGAAGUCCAAGGAGCUGAUCCUUGGCCAGUUUUCAUACAUUAAUGAGGACGUUCAGGAUUUUCCCCUCCGGGUUUAG
Symbiodinium pilosum is the source of this 1815-nucleotide messenger RNA. Lineage: Eukaryota; Dinophyceae; Suessiales; Symbiodiniaceae. The record is from the annotation of a GenBank genome assembly.